Messenger RNA from Lepus europaeus (European hare), 930 nucleotides. RefSeq names its product olfactory receptor 4C12-like. The record is from RefSeq and is a predicted model, not a curated record. Gene Ontology annotation, biological process: G protein-coupled receptor signaling pathway. The transcript has a single exon. Lineage: Eukaryota; Metazoa; Chordata; Mammalia; Lagomorpha; Leporidae. Bases 1 to 930 code for a protein of 309 amino acids. Gene Ontology annotation, molecular function: olfactory receptor activity; G protein-coupled receptor activity. Gene Ontology annotation, cellular component: membrane.
AUGGAGAACAAAAGGAAUGUGACUGAAUUCAUCUUAGUUGGUCUCUCACAGAACCCCAAAGUGCAGAAAGUUGUGUUUGUGGUGUUUUUGUUUCUGUAUUUGACAACGCUCUCGGGAAACCUCCUCAUUGUGGUCACCGUCAUCACCAGCCAGGCUCUGAACUCUCCCAUGUACUUCUUCCUGACCCACCUUUCCUUCAUAGACACGAUUUAUUCCUCUUCUUCAGCUCCCAGGCUGAUUGCAGACUCCCUGCAGGAGCGGAAGACCAUCUCCUUCACCGGGUGUAUGGCUCAAGUCUAUGCAGAACACAUUUUUGGUGCUGCUGAGAUCAUUCUCCUGACAGCCAUGGCCUACGACCGCUACGUGGCCAUCUGCAAACCUCUGCACUACACCAGCAUCAUGAGCCACAGGCUGUGCAUCCUGCUGGUGGGAGUGGCCUGGACUGGAGGAUUUCUGCAUGCAACCAUCCAGAUCCUCUUCACAGUCUGGCUGCCCUUCUGUGGCCCCAACGUCAUAGACCACUUCAUGUGCGACUUGUACCCUUUGUUGAAACUCGUCUGCACGGACACGCACAUCCUUGGUCUCUUUGUUGCUGCCAACAGUGGCCUCAUCUGCCUGUUGAAUUUUCUCCUCUUGGUGGCUUCCUAUGUGAUCAUCUUGCGUGCUCUAAAGAACUAUAGCCUGGAGGGGAGGCGCAAAGCCCUCUCCACCUGUGUAUCUCACAUCACCGUGGUUGUCUUAUUUUUCAUGCCCUGCAUAUUUGUGUAUCUGCGCCCAGUGACCACUCUCUCCAUGGAUAAGGCUGUUGCUGUAUUUUAUACUAUGGUAGCCCCUAUGUUAAAUCCUUUAAUCUACACUCUCAGAAAUGCUGAGGUGAAAAAUGCGAUAAGGAAACUCUUGAGGAGAAAAGUGGGUACGGAGAGUAACUGA